AUGAAUUAAUAAGAAUAAGUAUCAUUUAAAACUUUUUAAUUGCUUCAGCUCCAAAAUUUAGACAAUUAAUAAUAUUUAAGUGGAGACCUCUAAAUAAAAUAAAAUUUUAUUCUCAAAGAUGAAGAAAUAAGCUUAUUUACUUUAUAAAACAAUAUAAAUGAUCCAAACACUCAUUUUGUAUUAGAAUUAUAGGAUGAAUUUAGAAAUCAAUACCUUUAUUAUGGAGACUUAAUAGCAAUUAAACAUUUUAAGUCUCAGUUAUAUGUAAAUAUAAAUCAUUCUUAAAAACCUGAUGAAUUUUAAUCAGUUGAUGCAUAUUUGGGUGAAAAACCAGAAUACUUUGUAAUUCAACCAAAGGAUGAGGGAAAUUCAACAUUACUUAAAUAUCUUAAUUAAAAAAUCACCCAUCCAUUUAGAUUAUUUUCUACAGAUAAUAGAAAUUAUUUAAUUUCUCAAUAAUAGAAAAAGAAGAAUAAAUAUUUAGUAAAAGGAAGAAAAAAUUAAAAUGAUAUAAAUCUAAAUAUAGGAGUUUGGAGAUUCAUUUUUGUAGAAUAAUAAAAUAAUAUUUUGAAAAUGUUUGAUAAUGUAAGCAAUGAACCAAUUUUUAUUGAAAGUGGAAAAAAAGUAAUAAUCAGAAAUUGGCUUACAGGUUUUACUUUACAUUCACACCCUAUUAUAACAAAAACAGCCAACAAAUAGGAAGUUACAGUUGUUAGUCAUCCAAGAGAUGGUAUUAUAUACAUAUUAAAAUAUAGAAAACGAUUAUUGGUGUAUUGUUAAACAAAAUUCUAGAAAUACAUCCAAAUUCAUUAAUUAUGAUGAUCAAAUUUUUCUUUAACAUUUAAAUACUGCUAGAUAUCUGAAUGGUACUGAUCAAUAAUCAUAUUCAAAAUAAGGAAAUUUAGUUUGUUGUACUGAUUAAGUUCAUUUAUUUUAUACAUAAGGUAAAUUUUGAAUAUUAUUUUAGCUAUUGAUGAUUUUAUAUUAGAAAUGUAUAAACCUUUUACAAUAAAAUUUAAUAAUUAGUUUUUGGCUCAAAGUAAAUCAAAAGCAGAAUGCAAUAUUGGAUAAUAAUAAGAAUGUAUAUGUGUUGAGAAUCAGACUCAAACCUGUCUAUGGGUUAUAGAAUAAAUGAUUUGA
This is a messenger RNA of Paramecium sonneborni, 1140 nucleotides long. Lineage: Eukaryota; Ciliophora; Oligohymenophorea; Peniculida; Parameciidae. The record is from the annotation of a GenBank genome assembly.